UAAGAAAGAAGAAGAAUCCGAGGGUAUCCUCCUCGGUGAUGAUUCCACUGCACAAGUGUAAACACGUUGAAACGUAUAUUUGCGUGUAUUUGACCUCGUAGACAUUCGGAGCAACGUUCGAGCAUUCAAUUCUGUUCCAAAAGACUGAGAUAAUGGAUAUAAUAAUUAUUUAAUCAAUUGUCUGCGUAAAUACAAAUAAUCAAGAAUGAAGAUAAAUUGUAACGUAGAAGUGGUGAAUAGAUCACUGCCUGCUCCAAGGAAAAAAGCACAACGAUCUUGUUUGGCUAUUGGGAGGCAGUCUGUAAAAAAUAACGAGCUGCAUCUCCUUCUUCAACAAACUACACAAAAUAAAUUGGGAACUAAAUACAAGAUUGAUGAGAACAUUGAGAAAGUCUUCACAAAAUUUGUGAACAAUGGAAAAGCGACGAUUCGACUUAAGGAGCCUCCGCACGACUUAAAUAUUCAGUGUGAUGCAAUACAGUUGAAGAGUUUCCUUCGCACAUUGCAACUUGGUCUAUCGAAAAAACUGGAUGCUUCAGUACUCUGUAUAUCCAAUAUGAACCCAAAGAGCAUUGCACAAGCUCCGAAGACUAAAGUAACCAUAAAGAACAAGGCAGAUUAUCCAGUGCUACAAGGGUUUCCAAGAACAACUGAGGAAUUGAACAUCGUUGGUUUAGAGAGGAAGUCAUUUGAUCGUCAGAUAUUAAGGCUGCAGAGUCUACGAGUAUUAAAUUUAUCGGAUAAUAAAAUAACGUCAUUACCGAAAGAACUGGCUUCAUUACCGUGUUUAAUUGAAUUAAUUGUGUCCAACAAUGCACUUGGAAGUGGAGGGAGGAAUAAAUGGACUUGGAUGAAUGAAGGAACUCUUUCAAAAACGUUGAAGCUCUUGGAUUUGAGUGGAAAUGGAUUAAUUCAUCUGUCAAAUCAAAUAGGAAAAUUGAAAAAAUUGGUGACCUUGAAUGUCAGCUGCAAUUCUCUGACAAGCCUUCCCACCAGUAUUGGAACAUUAUCUUCGCUGAAAUACCUUGAUAUAUCUCAUAAUUGUAUACAAAACCUUCCGGGGAGCCUAAUGAAGUUCAGAUUCGAGGGCCUUAACAUCGCUCACAAUCCCGACAUUUCUCGAGUCAGGUCGCAAUCUUUCGCAGUGAAUUUCACUGUAUCAACGCUCACACAGUUGGGGGCACAAAAAGUUUUAUAUUACAGACUUCCUUAUGAUGCUAGCAUUAUCCCAUUCACCCUCGUGCCAUGUUUGGAUAAUGCAACCUACUGUGUAUGUGGCAAAGCUGUCGUGGGCCAAUACAAUUGCGUAGAGACAUCCAAAAAUGUUAGCCAAAUAGCAAACGAAGUCACCGCUUCAGGGGACACCAAUGUUUCGUUUCAGUGUGUUGUAUGCUCUCAUGACUGUGUUAAAAGUCUGUUAUUUCCACGAUGAUGACCAUAAAUUCCUAUGUAUUUAUUUCUCACAAUAAUAAACUUAUUUUUAUACUUCUUUAA
Diachasma alloeum is the source of this 1494-nucleotide messenger RNA. It is a transcript of the gene Lrr47, whose product is annotated as leucine-rich repeat protein 1. NCBI's taxonomy places the organism in Eukaryota, Metazoa, Arthropoda, Insecta, Hymenoptera, Braconidae. The record is from RefSeq and is a predicted model, not a curated record. The transcript has 4 exons. Bases 206 to 1432 code for a protein of 408 amino acids. Gene Ontology annotation, molecular function: protein binding.